Molecule: messenger RNA, 1484 nt
Organism: Prorocentrum cordatum
Lineage: Eukaryota; Dinophyceae; Prorocentrales; Prorocentraceae
Source: the annotation of a GenBank genome assembly
AAGGCGUGUUGGGCCAAGUGCCGCCAGAGGGGGCGCCGCCGUCUCUUUACAGUCUGUUCUGCAGCUAUCUGUCUGCUAGAGGUUGUUUCUAUUCGAGGUCGGCAUGGGGCUGUUGGCGCAGAUGCGGGAAGUCUUCUUUUACACGGGCGCAUUCCUGAUCGCAUGGUCGUGGGCGCUUGUCUACUAUGCAUUCGCUCACGUGGCGGUGGGACAGUCACCGUUGCAGAACCAAAUAGGCUUCGGAGGCCAGUGGCGCUUAAACAGUCUUCCAGUUUUAGUCUGCCAAUACUUUGUCGUUUGCGGAUUUGCAGCUGCGACGAGAGCGUUGCUAAAGGGCUUCAACAAUGCUUGGGCCGCUUCAUUGGCUGUGGCAAUCGAGUUUUUUCCAUCGCCUAUCUUCUCAGGAGCUUUGAUGGGGUACUUGGGACAAUUUGCAUCGCAUUCAGAAGUCGAGUACUGCGGCAUCACCGUUGUGGCAACUUGGGUGACGGCUGCUCUGGUUUAUUCGGUUCCCACUUCUGGGCCGCUUUCCGAGUUCGGCGACGUCAUGCAAAAGACUGUUGGAUUUGGUCUUGGCGUUGCGUGGAACAGCUUUGUUUCUGCUGCUAUGCCAGCGACGUGGAGCUUUCACUUGCACACGCUAUUCCUAGUACUUGAGAUGUCUCUCGCAGCCAGCUUGGUGGUUCCAGAGCCAGGCCCAAGUUCCUUGAGGCAGCGCCAUGCCUCACUGCUGUCUUUCGCUGCGAAGGUCGUAUGUGCAUUCUCCAUGGCCAGCUGGAUCAACAGUGUGACGCCCGACGGAUGGCUUGGGGGCCUCAUUGCCGAGUUGUACUUGAUCCUCCAGGCGGCUUCGCUGUCCUACUGGGUCUCCGGCCUAGAUCUGGACAGUGCCGCCCUGUCGACCGACGCGGUGCUCAGCAGGCCCGACGCGCUGGAGCGGUUGGUGUCGUGUCUCGUCAUGAUCCCGUGCGUAUGGUGUUGCUGCCCAUGCGUACCGUUGAUUUGGCUCUUGUCGCGCCCGCAUGCUGGAGUCAAGGGGCGCUGGUUGAGCCUCAUCUCUGAGAUAUCUUCCCUUGCGGCCUCGGUAGUGGGCACCAACCUACUGACGGGCGGCAUCGACGCCCUGGCAGACGCUUGGCAUAUCUGCGGCCCUUACUCCUGUGACGGAGCCGUGUUCUUGCUGCUGGCUGCUGUCGGCGCCUCGCUGGUGUCCAUCCUCCUGCUGACGGCCAUCGUUCCCCUCUGCGCUCCGCCUGCUCUUCCCUUCACGCCGACUCUGGCAGAUGCCCGAGUAGCACUCGUCCCAUAAGUCGGAUGAUAGCGAACCCGGUAGCACUCCUGGCAGCCUCGAUCGGACGCUACGUAAUUCAGAACAGAACAGAACGUCCGAUCGAGCGUCCAAGGACGUCUCGUCCCGCUUGCGGGAACGGCGUGAAUCAUGCAGUGCGGGAAAAACCAUGCACGGGUGAGAAUCAAAGGGAGGA